AUGUUUAGUAUUUCAAUUAUCGAAGACAAUAUCAGCGGUUCCACACAAACCCAAGAUGUUCAAGAUGUUACAAAGCUUGAUAGUUCUCAAAUAAAUCACCCAGAUGAAACUUCAACUGGCUAUACAGCUUCUAUAAAAGGAGAUGUCAACAAUCUAAACAAGUUGAAGGUUCAUGAUUCAUUAAAAACAAGAUCAAACAACGAGGAAAUUAAGAAUGAUAAAGAAUUCAACAAUUCUGAAAAGCGUGGAAAUACAAUCAAAUAUUGGGUAGCAGGGGUGAUUUGGAUAGGUCUUUCAGUGGCUUUAUUUUUCAUUCAUGGUAAAUCAAGCCAAGACGGUGAUCCUUAUCAAGGAUUUAAACAAUAUAUAAAUUAUAAAGCAAGAUGUGAUCAUAUAAUUCAGAAUGUUGAAUUAUUCACAAGAACUUUAACCGUUAUAGGAAUCGUUUUUCUUAUUUUGCAAUUGUAUCUUAUUUUUAUUGGUAAUCAUGGAUUAUUCUUUGUGGAUGAUGAAGAGUAUCCACUUGAACCCCAAGUUUUCAAUGACAGAGAUCCAAAUUCAAAUAUUAUAACAAGGUCACAAAUCAAUUCUCAUAAUUAUGACAAAAGGAAAUUAUCAAAAAUUUCCAAAUCAUCACUUUUACCACCUGAUGAUUCUUACGACAUUAUAACUACAGAUCAAUUAGAGACACCAGAACAUAGAGAAUUGAAAAAUAAAGGUGUUUGUUUAAUCUGUCUCGAAUCAUAUGAUGAAACCCAUAACCAUAUAGUUCAAUUACCUUGUGCUCAUUCAUUUCAUUAUAAAUGUUUUGUCAGGUUAAGAAAAGUUAAAGGAAAUAGAACUGAUUUUCAAAGACCAAGUAUGAUAUGCUGUAUUUGUACAUUAAGUUUGAUCAAGUAUCAUCAAUAUCUUGUUGAUUAUGAAUUAGAUCAUAAACAAGUUGAAUUUAUUAAUAAGUGA
Molecule: messenger RNA, 960 nt
Organism: Hansenula ciferrii
Lineage: Eukaryota; Fungi; Ascomycota; Saccharomycetes; Phaffomycetales; Wickerhamomycetaceae
Product: putative RING finger protein
Exons: 2
Coding region: 1-960 (319 amino acids)
Source: RefSeq, a predicted model, not a curated record